Messenger RNA from Boeremia exigua, 1761 nucleotides. RefSeq names its product major facilitator superfamily domain-containing protein. Lineage: Eukaryota; Fungi; Ascomycota; Dothideomycetes; Pleosporales; Didymellaceae. Gene Ontology annotation, biological process: transmembrane transport. The transcript has 2 exons. Gene Ontology annotation, molecular function: transmembrane transporter activity. The coding region runs from base 1 to 1761 and encodes 586 amino acids. The record is from RefSeq and is a predicted model, not a curated record.
AUGGAGCAGUUCGGCGUGCCGUCGAACGAGAUCGCGCGCUGGGCGGGGCUGACCUCGGCCAUCUUCUCCAUCUGCCAGGCCUUCACGGGGUUGAUCUGGGGCGCUGCCUCGGACGCGUACGGCCGCAAGCCCGUCAUCCUGCUCGGCCUGUUCAACACCAUGUGCACCAUGCUGCUGUGGGGCUUCUCGACCAGCCUGCCCAUGGCCAUGACGGCGCGCGCGCUGCAAGGCCUGGGCAACGGCAAUGUGGGCAUCCUGAGGACCACCGUCGCCGAGCUGUGUCCCUGGAAGGAGCUGCAGCCGCGCGCCUUCUCCGUCAUGCCGCUGGUGUAUACGGUGGGCGCCAUUGUCGGCCCGACGCUGGGCGGCGCGCUGUCGAAUCCGCUGCGGAUUGACCCUCGUGCGCCGCGGGGCGACAGGUUGUUGGAGCGGUUUCCGUAUUGUCUGCCGAACCUGGUUGCGGCCGUGUUCUUCGCGGUGGGGAUCCUGGUCGGCUGGUUGUUUCUGCAGGAGACGCUGGAGAGCAGGAAGCAGCACCGCGAUCUGGGGCUGCGGACGGGCGCGAGGCUCACGGCGUUUGUGCGGAGGUUGUGCGGGCUUGGGGGGAAGGGGGAGCUGGAUGCGUCAGAGCGCGCGCCGCUGCUCGGCCAGCAGAAGGUGGUGAAUGCGUCGGGGCUGGGCGGUGCUGAUGUGGCUGUGAAGAAGCCGGAGAAGCCCAAGAUCCGCGACGUGUUGACGUACCAGACGACGCUGAACUUGGUCGUGUACACGCUCCUGGCGCUCUACUCGAUCGCCUACGACCAGCUCAUCCCCGUCUUCCUCCACCACCCGCCCCAGGACCCCAACGACCCCGCCGUCAGCCUCCCCUUCAAAUUCGCCGGCGGCUUCGGCAUCGACUCGCGCCGCAUCGGCGCCAUCUUCACCUUCUUCGCCGUCGCCUCCACGCUGUUCCAAUUCCUGCUCUUCCCGCCGCUGGCGCGCUCGCUGGGCGUGCUCACCUGCCUCCGCACCGCGUUCCUGCUGUACCCGCUGAUCUUCCUGCUCACGCCGUUCGUGACCCUGAUCCCGGACCCAACCGCCAAGCAAGCCGCCAUGAUCGCGCUGCUCGUCGUGCGCGGGCUCGCCGGCACCUUUGCGUUCCCGACGUCCACCAUCCUGCUCACCAACAGCGCCGCCAGCCUGCGCGUCCUGGGCACGAUCAACGGCGUCGCCACCAGCGUGUCGGCGAUCGGCCGCGCGUCCGGGCCUGCUAUCGGCGGGGGGCUGUUCACCUGGGGCGUCAAGCGCGGGUACGUGCUCGUGCCGUUCUGGGCGCUGGCGGGCAUCUCGCUGGUCGCCGCGGUGCCGACGUGGUGGCUGGUGGAGGGCGCGGGAUUCGGCGGCGACGAGGCGGACGAGGCGGACGAGGGCGACGAGUCCUUCGAGUCCGACGAGUCGUUCAAUGAGUCUGAUGAGCCGUUCACUGCAUCUCUCUCCGCCGCCGACACACCACGCGCCCUCGACACCCACACCCGCCCCCGCGCCAUCCCAGACCCCGAGUCCGCCUUCGGCUCCCCCGCCCCGAUACUAAGCUACACCAGCACGCGCCGCUCCAGCGCCGCGCCAUCGCUGGACCCGCGCUCCGACGCCGGCGAGCCGGCUGAUCUCGAGCACCGCCGCUCGUCGGUGCCGAUCGGCAUGGGCAAGGGGCUUAGGCGGUAUAGCUCGAAUCUGGGGAGUACGGGGGUGGAUGCUAGUGGGACGAGCUGGGGCGGGCGGUAG